UUGUGCUGCGCGUUGCUGGAGAAAGGCAGCGGCCGCGGCAGCACCUGGUGAGGCAAGACGUUGAGUGGCGCUUACUGGUGAAGGACGCGAAGGAUAUCUUGGUGAAGUCCUGAAGGAAGUGGUGUGUCCUGGACGACCUCAACGACCACCACGACCAUGAUGAAGGUGGUGCUCCUAGCGGCGGUGGCUCUGACCGUCGCGGGACUGCCCCAGGGGGAGGAUGAGCGCCACAGGAUCCAGAAGAGAGCUUACCCGCCAGCUGCGUACCCGCCACCACCACAACCACACCCUCAACCACAUCCACAUCCACAGCCCGGCGGCAAGGGCAAGGGAGGCGGUCACGGAGGAAACAAUAAGGGCAGUGGUUAUGCCGGGCUGUUCGGCGGCAAGGGCGGCUUCGGCGGCGGUAAAGGAGGCGGUGAUGGCGGCUACGGCGGCAUCUUCGGCGGCGGUAAAGGAGGCGGCAAGGGUGGCGGAGGUGGCGGCUAUGAUGGCGGCAUCUUCGGCGGCGGCAAAGGCGGCGGCAAGGGUGGCGGAGGUGGCGGCUAUGGUGGCAGCAUCUUCGGCGGCGGCAAGGGCGGCGGCAAGGGUGGUGGAGGUGGCGGCUAUGGUGGCGGCAUCUUCGUCGGCGGCAAGGGCGGCGGUGGCGGAGGCUACGGCGGCGGCAUCUUCGGCGGUGGUAAAGGAGGAGGCAAGGGCGGCGGUGGCGGGGGCUACGGCGGCGGCAUCUUCGGCGGUGGUAAAGGAGGAGGCAAGGGUGGCGGUGGCGGGGGCUACGGCGGCGGCAUCUUCGGCGGUGGUAAAGGAGGAGGCAAGGGUGGCGAUGGCGGGGGCUACGGCGGCGGCAUCUUCGGCGGUGGCAAAGGAGGCGGCAAGGGCGGCAGUGGCGGCGGCUAUGGCGGCGGCUUCGGCGGCGGUAAAGGAGGCGGCAAAGGUGGUGGCGGCGGCGGCUACGGCGGCAUUUUUGGCGGCGGCAAAGGAGGUGGCAAGGGCGGCAGCGGCGGCUAUGGCGGCGGUAAGGGAGGCGGCAAGGGCGGUGGUGGCGGCUAUGACGACGACGGCGGCAAGGGAAUGUUCGAUUUCUUCAAAGGCUUCACCGACAUGUUCAGCUUCGGCGGCGACAAAGGAAAGGGUGGUCGUGACGCCGCCCCCCAGCCCAUCCUUGUGUACGGCCCGCCCCCCACCCAGCAUUACGGCCCCCCACCCAAGGCUUCCUACGGCCCCCCUCCGCCCCCACCUAAGGCUUCUCAUGGUCCUCCUCCCAAAGCCCCUAAGGCUUCUUAUGGCCCACCUCCACCCCCUAAGGCUUCAUACGGUCCCCCGCCCAAAGCACCAAAGGCUUCUUACGGCCCACCUCCUCCCCCACCAAAGGCUUCAUAUGGCCCUCCUCCAAAGGCUCCCAAGGCUUCUUAUGGUCCACCUCCUCCCCCACCUAAGGGUUCAUAUGGUCCUCCUCCUAAGGGUUCUUAUGUCCCUCCUCCUUCUCCUCCCAAGGCUUCCUACGGCCCACCUCCUCCACCACCCAAGGGCUCAUAUGGUCCCCCUCCUAAGGCCCCCGAGGCUUCAUAUGGCCCACCUCCUCCCCCACCUAAAGGUUCAUAUGGCCCCCCUCCUAAAGGCUCCUUCGUACCCCCUCCUUCCCCUCCCAAGGCUUCCUAUGGACCUCCUCCUCCUCCCGCUAAGGGCCACGGCACACCAUCCGUUGCCUAUGGUGCCCCCAAACCAGUGGAUAUAGUGGUUCCUCAGGAGUCCUACGGGCCACCUCUACCUCCUCCUAAAGGUUCCUACGGUCCACCACCACCACCACCACCACCGCCAUCAGAUAGCUAUGGCUUGCCCUCUGAUCCCCUUCCUAUAGAAUCCAACACUUAUUCAGCCCCACCUCCCCCUCCUCCUCUCUACUCCGGGGACUCAGACGGCCGUGGGUCCAGCCAUGUUCAGAAGGGCAGUUUCGUCCCCGAUGGAUCUCCUAUCACCCCCAACUACAACAGGCCUCUUCCCUCCAAGCCAGACUGUGAGGCCUGCGAUGUGUUCCCCUGGGUCCCUGUGGAGGAUAUUGCCCCUGUCCCCGCAGCCUAUAGCCCCCCCAGUGGUGCUCCCCAUUGGCGCCUCUCCUUGAUGUUCGCUCGCCGUUUGACAAUGUGGUUUCGUCGAGCGAUGGAGGAUCACAGGAGGCAAUCUUCAUCACCGGAGACGUGGCGUAACACCGAGACACGAGACCCGCGCAUGGAUCUCACGACUCACGGCUCUGGCGGCGACGUGAUCACCACUCAGGAUAUUUUGGGGAAGGAGCCUCUCUUUCUUGAGGACGGUGAGGACUCUCCAACUCGCCUUGUACAGUCAGCUGCUCUUGUGCGCUUGCUUGCUACACCGAUACCAGUCUCCAGCCCCGCCAGCGCCUCUCAAAGCCCCGAUCACGUCACAGACACUCCAGCUGGUGAUGCAGGCACUGAAAGUCUAAGUACCAUAGGAAACCUCACCACCACACCACUGCCACAGCCUCUUACCAACACAUCAUCACCAGUUACGAAUGUUACAAGAACGUUUACUACUACAGCACCACUGCUCCACACUAUCACGGUAUUAGCCUCGUCCUUCAGCACCACAACGCCACCAUCACCACUCACUGCAGCCUCGUCGCAUGGCACUAGUAACCCUCUCCGUAGCGAUGGCGGUGACCUGCUGAAGGCAGACUCGAUCAGCGGCCGGGAAGGCCUCAUUGCCGCCUUAAUAACAUCACCGCUGCCUGGUGAGAAACUUAGAAAGCCUUCUGAAGAUGCGGUGACGGCUGGCAGUGGCGUCAGCAACAACAGCCAUGUCCUUAGUUUAGAUGUGACACAACUCCACGCUCCGAGGAACAAUGAAACAGAGACUUUCAGGCCAAGGGACGAGGACGUGCGAGGAGACGAGGACGUGACAGAUAUGCGGCAGGACAGGGAAUCAAAAGGAGAUCCUGAUAGCGGCACGCCCUCACAGCACCCUGUACCGCCAGUGUUAACCUCUGCAGUUCCUCCCCGCCACAAUUCUAAAAAUAUAUUCAUAAAUAACAUUUUUUCUGUACACAGUCUUCCCCAUCAGUCAUCCGUCGUUGUCCUACAUCAGGAUCAGACGCCAAACCUUGUGGUCUCUAGACGCCCCGCGCAGCCCACGGUCCAGCCACCCCCAUCUUCUGCGCCAGUUACCCAGACUCACCAAGCAAACGGUCUCCAUCCACCACAGCCAGUCACGCCCUUGACAUUCACGACACCCGUUCCUCUCUCGAGGGGGUCCCCUGAGAACACUGACCCUCGUCACAAGGAAGACUCUCCUGAAGGAUUCCUCACUCCAUCUCCCAAAAUUGAGAGUUUCUCCCGGCAUCCAAUUCGUGGAUUUGUUGUUAAUGAAAACAUCUCGGUUCAAAGCUUAACCAAGGCUCCGCCUACAAACAUCUGGAGGAUUCCUGGCAACCUCUCUGCUGGAGAACCUCAGCAACCUUCAUCCACCAUCUCUGCCGAUGCCAACAUGUCCACGAGGAAACCGGAGGCAGAAUCUGGUGGUGGCGGCAUGGCUUUGGCCAUCACCAAGCCGUCCCAUGCUGACUCUGAGACAUGGCACGCCUCUCAUGCACGCCCUCUUUCUCUCUUGUCCAAAGACACAUUGGCACCUUCCUCACAACAUUGGCAAAAUGAGCAAGUCCAUCAUCGGAUGGCACUCAGAUCCCAGGGCGAGGACGAGACCUCAGUUGUGCUCGGCAGUCGAAUUAAGGAGCUACUUUCUAAAUUCUUCACUAAUCCAGAAACAUCUAUGGAGGAUAACGAGCAGACAAGUUCAUCAGUUGAGAAAAGAGGACCGCCCAGCGUCCCUCGGAACAUGGCUCCUAGACCUCUCUUCUCCCUUGUUCAACGCCGACCUCUUGUAGCCGAGCAGGGAGGCGUCAGGCUGUCCCCUUUGUCCACCGGUGGGAGGAGGUUGACAUCCCAGACAUCUAGAUAUAAAAUCGUGACAAAGCAAAGUGACGGAUCGGGAAGGAUGGAGUCAACGUUUACUAGGGAAUCACCGCGCCCUUCACAACAUCGUGGCAACGUUCCUAUAUCUAACACCAAAUUAAACUCUGGUUUACAACCUUCCAGGCUUCUGAUAAACUCGCCAACAACGUUUGCUCAUGACAACACACAAAAACAAAAAAAUUCUCCCUUCUCUAGCCAAGAAGAACAGAGGCCACAGUUCACUAGCAGCAGCCUGCCGCCUCCUUACCUACUGCUCCAUCUUCCAUACCUGUUCAGGGGCAACAAGAGCCUCGAUACCAACAGGAAAAUAUUAGUGCCUCUGUGCCUCUUGCCGACAUCCUCAGGAGCUAAGCUGCUGCAAAAACAAGACCUCUCCUUUCCUUCCUCGACCUCCAGUACUCCGCCAUCCACAGCCCCCCGUUCUUCUCACCGUCGCCUGGGGGACAGUACUGACAGCAGCAACCAAUAUCAACAGCUUCCUGAGAGAAGAAACACAGUGCAAACUUAUGAGGAACCAGCGCUGGCCGCAGGACCUAGCGUCACCGGUGCAGUGCUGGAUGCCAAGCAGCCAGAUCAUCAACAUUGGAGAGCCAGUCUUCGUGAGUCAGUCCACAGGCGAGGCGCAGCUUGGAGGGAGUAUAGGUUUUCCGACCCUGUGUUCAAAACUGUUUCGGAGCCUCAGUUCAUUUCUGUUUCGGAACCACAGUUUGCUUCCCAACCGGAAGUCACUAGCCUGGUGACGGCGACACAGCCUGACGCCACCGUCGCUGGCAUCGAUGUGAGGGUCGUUCAGAAUCCCAACCUCCAAUUCUCGCAACCACUGGAGGCUGGAACACAUGGUGGAGCGCUGCACGAGGUAGCGGCCCCUCAGAUCAUUCAGCGGGACGUGGGAGUGGAAGUCGUGAAUGCUGGACUCCCUCAGUUUGUUGACCAGACGCGAGGUGAUGCUGGAGACAGUAUAUUUGUUGAGAUCAGCGAGCCUCAGUUCAAAUCAGUUUCCCAACCAGAAUUUAUCUCAAUCUCUGAAGCGAAUAUUGUUUCUGCUGGGCAGUCUUCACCAUCUGCUGAACUGACUAACGCUUUUCCCAACAUCCAAGAGCUGAAUGUAAAUACAGUGGUUGGUGCCCCAGUCUUCGUUGACUCGUCGCAGGGACAAGCCGGCGAAUCUCAGUUUGUAUCUCUGUCAAAUCCCCAGUUCAAGACCGUGAGCCAAGGGCAGACAAUAUUUCAGUCUGAGCCUCAGAUAGUGAGCUUUGACGAUUCUCUUGAGUCUCGAGAAGUGAUCACCAGUGGAAGUUCAAUCUCUCCUGGAAAUCUUAUCGGAUCAUUCCAGUCCCAAGUUGGUAACCCAGUGCUUGUUGAUUCCUCACAGGGACAAGCCGGCCAGUCCCAGUUUGUGUCCUUGUCCAGUCCCCAGUUCAAGGGUGUGAGCCAAGACCAGAUCAUCUUCCAGUCCGAGCCUCAGAUUGUGGGCUUUGAUGAUUCCCAUGAGGUGAUCACUGGUGGAGGAUCCAUCUCUUCUGGAACCCUAAUCGGAUCAUUUGAGACUGAACUGGAAGACGAUUCCUUUGAUUCCCAAGAGUUUGUGUCCUUCUCGCCCGGUGCCUCUGUUUUGUCUGGGAAUCUAGUUGGGUCUAUCACCAGCGGUGUGUCACUGCCUCAGCCAUUGCACAUUGAUGACCACUCACAGGAAUCUUCUGUCCUACCUGCACACUUGGUGGGUCAAACAUUCGGCAGUCACUCAGUGUUAAAAGAUCACUCAGACAGUGAAGAGUCUUUCACCUUUGUUCAGGAGCCUUCAGUCAUACCAGGAAAUCUCAUAGGUCAGUCCAUCAGUGGUCCACCCUCAAUACGCGAAGACCGCUCUCAUGGUGGCAAGUCUCUUGGUUUUUCCCAGCCUGCUGUUGUAUUACCAGGGAACUUAGUGGGCCAGUCAUUCCAAACGCAGAACGAUUUCCACUUGUCCCAAAAACCACAGCCCUUCAGCAGCGGAAGCUCUGUUCUUACCGGACACCUUGUUGGGUCUACCUUCAGUCAGACUGGUGGGUCACAAUCUCAGUUCACGGAAAGCUUAAACUCAGCACCUGAAGCAUCUGGAGGGAGUGCGAUCACCGCUGCCCAACCACUGUUCGUAUCCCAGCCUGAGUUACUAGAGUCCACUUUCUCCUCGGCCCUCAGCCAAGACUCAGUGGGUGUUCCCCUCUCGGCUGCCUCCCCGCAGGUCAAAACACCAGAUAUGGGCUCGCUACCACUUGCAGACUCCACCCUGUUCUCCCCGUCCUCCCCCUCCUUCCCUCCCUUCUCCGGGGAUCUAGAACCAGCCAACGUGGUGCAAAACAACGAACUGGUGCAGCCGCUCGACCACGCCCUCCCAGAACCCAUCCACACUGACGCUUCUGUAGAUUUGAAUCUCGGUGAGCCGGUGACGCAUAACACAGCAGAGCCUCAGCCCUUCACUCGCAGCGUGCAACUUCAGCAGUUUGGCUCUCCGCUGCCAGGACUUAACCAGCUUCCUCAGGAUGACUCAGGCAUUCACUACUCAGCCCCAGGACAGACGGUGCGCAUCUCGUUCGGUGGUUCAAAGCCUAAGAGCGAGGUUCAGGUUUCACCCUUUGCCAGGUCCAACACUGUGGAGAACCCCCGGCCACCACGAGGCGCAAGUCAGGGAGGCAAUGGUGGUGGUCUGGUCAACGCUAUCACUUUUAAGCCUGCAAAACCCACGACGCAGCAGGAGGAAGAGGAUGUGUUCACCACCCCCACUAGUCCCACCAUCACCACCACUGCCACCACCAUCGCUGAGGCAGACACCACCACUGACCCCACCACCACCACCACCACUACUAUUAGCCCAUCACGCCCACACACAAAAAUACGCUUUCGUCCCAUCCCGAAGAGGCCGUUUGCUCCUUCCUUCCCUCCACUGGCCAAGGAAGGAAUUAGACACUUGGGCAAAGUUUCCUUACGGCCAAACUUCUUCAAGUCCCAGAAUUCAGAGAUAGAGGACAUUCCAGCGACAGAUUCCACCCAGGCCAACGAAGAGGAAGCGACGCCAGUGAGUGAAGGAGAGGCAGAGGAAAGCACCACGGAGGCAGCACCUGUGUUGGGCGGUGUCCCCAGCACCACGGAUAGCACCACCACCACCACCACCGUCACCAGCACCAGCAGCAGCACUACAAGCAGCAGCACAAGAAGCAACGGUGGUUUUGUGUUCCCCAAGAGGCGUAACGUGACUUUGCCCUUCGGUACUCGCCUGGCCAGACGCAGACGCCCCCUGCUUACUAACAAGUCCUCUGGUAAUUAACUAACACCUUCACUCACUCCUCCUCCUCCCUGAGACCCUGCUGCUGCUGCCCCUGCUUGACUGCUGCCCGAUGCCCUCCACUUCCCUGCCCUCACCUCGUCUCACCUCAUCCCUUCCUAGUUUCUUCAACUCUCACUAACUAGGAAAGAUCGUAUACUCAAAUAUUUCGUCUUUCUACACACCUCUCCCAGGGCUCUCGUGGAAAUUAUUGGGGUUUUCUCAAGAGUGUAUCAAUAAUUCUUGUAAUAGUAAUAGGAGUUUAUAUUAUCAAUGGGGGAUAAGCACUCUUUGAAAACCCUACUUAUUUAUGUUACCUCUGAAAAUGGUCUUAAUGGAAGCCAGAAGCCUGUAAGAAUACCACUAAUGAUAUUACAACUAGAUAAUGUUAGGAUGAAGCUAAUAAUCCUUCAAGCUUUCAGUUAUCCUUUACUCAGCUUACUAAUAUCACCGUCCACCUGUUUGAUUAAUACAGGUCACCCUCUCCUGCCAUAACCUCGAGUCUUAUCCUCCCAUCCUCUUCCCUCCAUCUCCAGCCCAGCAAACUAACCCCAACCACACCUCUAUUCCCCGGCCGUCCCCAGCCUCCACCACAACAGCAUCCCAGCAAAAGCCUCGUCCUCGUCCUCGGCCUUCCACUCACUCCCACACCCACUCCACCACCAACAAGAACCCGCAUCCCGCACCCCAGCACCAGUCCCGCGCCCCACGCACCGCCUUCGCUAAUAUACCACCCCCGGUUUUGUCCCCUUCUGGCAUUCCUCUGGUGGUGGUUCCUGUCAGUGCCCCCUCGACUCCUGCCCCAAAAGACCCUCCUCUCCUCCCGAGUCGGAGUCUCCUCCCUCCACCAGUGUUUAGCAAGCCCAGGCCGCCUCCAUCACUACGUCUCCAGCCUCUCUUUGCCCUACAGGAACUUAGAGGCUCUAACCAAGAUGAGUCUUUACCUGAAGAGCGUGAGGUGGAGGUCAGUCACACGCCACCAUUAGACACUGGAAGAAAUGAGGCUCCCCUGAUCCUACAGUCACUCCAGAGUUCACUCAAGGGAGGAAUACACAGGAGUGGUCCCUUAAACAUGUCUGACUCUCCCUGGGUGCCUCUCUACCCUGCUACCACCACCACCAGGCCAGACAGACAGUCACAGAUCCCUCAAUUCACCCACAGCAAGUCCUUCCCUCAGCCUAUUUCAUCCAGCCGCACCAGUUCAUCCAAGGCAUUCCCUAAGGCGCCCAAACGCUCUCCCGGCAAGGACUCUGAGGAGGAUGCCAUCAGGGAAGCUAUGAUUGAGCUUCAGAGGCUUAAUUAAUACGGGAGGUUCAACUAAGAGGCUCAUCCAUUUACUCAUCCACCCACUCACUCACCUACCUCCACGUGCGUCUGUAUAUAUUUGUAUGUUAUGCUUGAUCGGUUUAUAUACAAUUUUUUUCCUGACUCACUGGCUCACUCCCUCAUUCAUUCUUGAUUCAAUAUUCUCUCUCUCUCUCUCUCUCUCUCUCUCUCUCUCUCUCUCUCUCUCUCUCUCUCUCUCUCUCUCUCUCUCUCUCUCUCUCGUACUUGACUUAUUUCCCUCUCUCUCCAUCACUUACUCACUCACAUCCCGGUGCAUUCAGUAUUCACUCAGCCUUAACUCUCUCUCCUUCCCACCCUCCCUCACUCACAUCCCGGUGCAGCCAGCCAAUAAGUCCCUCACCCAUCCCAAUCCUCCCGUCCUCCCUUAAUUCUUCCGUGCCCUCACAGCCCCUCGCUCAAACUUCGCGUCGCAGUCAGCUAACCAAGCAACAGAGUCUUCGAGAGAACAAGCGCUCAACCAAAAAAAGGCUGCUUCUAUUUAAGUCCUCCCGCAAACAGUUACCGAAGGAAUUGAUGUCAGAUUUCACAAAGCAAGCCUGGAUUAGGUAUUUAACUGUGUCGCUUCCUUCUCCAGUUCUUCUUGGUAUUUAAGGAACGCUUGAUAUUAUGUAAAGCAGUUCGUUGGUUCGUCUAUUGGCUGUUUAAUCGAUUAAUACGCAAAGUUAACAAGGAUUUCCUGACAUCACUUCUCCCUGGUGACUGUUGUACUGUACGUGUAACCCAGGAUGUAAAGUUAAAUCAAAACCACAAUGGUGUGUUUUAUAGUUAUGUUAAUACUCGUUUUUUUUUGUAUCGUGUUUUUACGGCAACUGGCACUGCGGCGGACGAUACCAGCUGGACACGAGAGCACGAGAGAAGCCACACCACCUCUGACCGAAUCGUUAAUUAAGUUCUUUCCUUCUCAGGUGAGGCACUACAGGUAACGGAGACCAAUUAACGAAUAACACUUAGAAUGAUAAACAAUGGAAAAGUUAAUUGUUUACACUGCGCUGGAAUUUGGCGCGUGUUUCGUAGUAUUAAUAUUAUUAUUCUCUUUUUUUCUUUUACUCAUUAUACAAUUCGGUUUCAGCAAUUUCUUCUCUUUUGUUAUCUCUCCCUUUCGGUGUGUGUGUGUGUGUGUGUGUGUGUGUGUGUGUGUGUGUGUGUGUGUGUGUGUGUGUGUCAGUGAGUCCAGCCCAGCAGUGUCAGUCAAUGUUUAUUAUUAAGUGUGUUUUGAUGUGCUGCCGGUCAGUGCAUAAGCCAAGGUUGUCUCUUGUCUCUUUUGUAAAUAAAAAGUACAAAUUGUAAA
Molecule: messenger RNA, 9919 nt
Organism: Portunus trituberculatus (swimming crab)
Lineage: Eukaryota; Metazoa; Arthropoda; Malacostraca; Decapoda; Portunidae
Product: serine-rich adhesin for platelets-like
Source: RefSeq, a predicted model, not a curated record